Messenger RNA from Fukomys damarensis (Damara mole-rat), 2092 nucleotides. RefSeq names its product transcription factor B2, mitochondrial (gene Tfb2m). Gene Ontology annotation, biological process: rRNA methylation; transcription initiation at mitochondrial promoter. Gene Ontology annotation, cellular component: mitochondrial matrix. The transcript is spliced from 8 exons. Bases 408 to 1583 code for a protein of 391 amino acids. The record is from RefSeq and is a predicted model, not a curated record. Lineage: Eukaryota; Metazoa; Chordata; Mammalia; Rodentia; Bathyergidae. Gene Ontology annotation, molecular function: mitochondrial transcription factor activity; rRNA (adenine-N6,N6-)-dimethyltransferase activity.
GAGCUCGCUCGGGUCUCCCGCGGCUCCGGCGGAUUAGACACCUCUAGCCUUUCCGCCCCGCCUCCCUGUGCGCACCCCUCCCUGCUGGCGGGCUGACCCGAGACCGCGGAGCAUAGAGCGCGAGGGGCUAGAGAGGAAGCGCUGAGGGCGGGCAACCAUAGAGUACGAGUGCGGACACGACCGGAUGACCGGUCUCUUUCCUCGUCGGUCCACUCACCAUCCUCUGUCGGCAAAGCUGGAACGGAAGCGGAAGUGGAGAGGAAAGCACUAAGGAAGGUUCGUUCGCCUGCGCAGUUUGCAGUGUUUACUUCCGGUGGCUGCGUCUGCUGAGAGAUAUAAGCACGUGGGUUUCAGCGCUUCGAGUUCACGGAAGAACGGCCCCUCGGUGAUUUUUGGGAGAGACAAGGAUGUGGGGCCCAGCAACGGUGCUUCCUCCUGUUCUGGCGCCCUCAGUUUUGGUAGGUGUUGGUCGCUUUUGCUUUUGGAGGUCAGGAGCAGCGAUGCGGAAAGACUUGGGGACCGUUCCCCACCGUUUCAGAAGUGACUCCUGCCCAAAGCUGUGGCCGUGUGAGGAUCGCAGGGAAUCACCCCCGACGUCCGCGUCCCACCUAUUUUCCAAGGGUUACAUUGUCAACCCGACCUUGGCUGCAACCUUGGUAGAAAGGCUGCAGUUGACGGAAAAUGGACAUCGCCACUUAAUCAUAGAGUGCGAUCCAGGCCACGGAAUCCUGACUAAGGCCUUACUAAACACCGGUGCCUCCGUGAUUGCGCUUCAAAGUGACAAAAAGUUUAUUCCACAUUUGAAGUCCUUACAGGAAAAGCUGAAUGGAAAACUACAAGUGGUCUAUUGUGACUUUUUUAAAAUGGAUCCGGACAAUCAUAAUACAGUGCACCCACCUGUUGUGCUUUCACAAGAGCUUUUUCCAAGUUUGGGAAUAGAAGCAAAUUCUUGGUCAGAAGAUAUUCCUUUUAAAGUAAUUGGAACAUUCCCUCCGAAUAAUGAAAGAAAGGCACUUUGGAAACUUUUACAUGAUCUGUAUGUUUGUUCUUCUAUAUAUAAGUAUGGCCGAGUAGAGCUAUGUAUGUUUAUUAGUGAAAAGCAGUACGAGAAACUAGCUGCAGAUCCCACAAAUCCAGACUUGUAUCAUGUAUUAAGUGUGCUUUGGCAAGUAUCUUGCAAGAUUAAGCUUCUCUACAAGGCAUGUGUUCCAACAUGUGACUUGUACAAGAAAGGAGUACCAUCUUUUAAGCAUUCAUCAAAAUAUCAAAACCUGUGUUUCGUUCAGAUCAUUCCACGUAAAAAUUUAUUCACCAAAUACUUAACUCCUAUUAACUACGAUAUAUUUUUUCACAUGGUAAAGCAAUGUUUUGGGAGACGCAGUGCCUUUCUGACACAUCAUUUACAUUCAUUGACUCCGUAUGAUCCAGUGGCUAUAUUGAAUGAAGCAGGAAUUAAUACUAACUUUAAAUCAUGUGAAGUCUACCCUCAGGACUAUAAACACCUUUUUGAGACUAUAGAAUGUUCCAGUGACAAUGACAAUAAAUGGCUAUAUGACAGAGUCCUAGAAAAUAUAGAGUGUUAAGCAGCAGACUGUCAAGACAUUAGCUGAACAGUUUAUUUGGAAAACGUGACACAUGAAAAAACUGCAUUGAAAAGUGGACAUCUUUUCAAUAGAAGAUAACUUCUUAUUGACACAUUGGCUAAAACUGCUAUUUUAUUCACAACUGAAUAAAAGGAAAACUGUUUAUUGUGGAUUAAUCAGAUUUAAUUGGUUUUGUUUUAAAUUCCUAUCUACCAUAGUGCUGGGGGUAUAGUUUGGUUGUAAAAUGUGUGCUUAGUAUGUAUUCACAAGGCUGUGAAAUCACAGGGCACUAAAACUUUUAAAAAAUGCUAUAUCUACUGUAAACAUAACAGGAAUAAACCAAUUGAAAUUUGGUUUACUUUUAAAUAUUCUUUUGGCCAAAUGUCUUACAUUGUAUUUAAUUUAAAUGUUCCCCUAUUACCCUUACUCAAAUUUGCAUUCCUCCUGGGGGGUGGGGGUGGGACAGAAGAGUUUAUAUUGUGUUAAAUUUAAAAAGAAAAUUAGGGUCA